UUAUUUUUAAAUUUUUUUUCGAAGAAACCUUUCUCUCCGGGAUUGCCCAAGUUUUUGUUCAGUGGGACAUUUUUAGUAUGGUACAUUUUCGGGGUUUUUGUUCUGUAGGACAUUUUCGGGGGUUUUUAUUCAUUAGGACAUUUUCGUGGUAGGACAUUUUCGGAGCGCGCGUCAUGGAGCCGACAAAAUAUAGUACUGGCAAAAUGUAUAAACAAGCUUUUAAAUAUUUUAUCAAAAAAUCAGAAAGUCCUUGCGACAAAAUGCCUCAAAAACAUUUUGCACAGAACGUUAAAAUUUUAUUGUCAAGGAAAAAGAACGAUUAAAAUUUAAUAAAUUCAUUUUUCAAUAAAUUUUUCUACUUCCUUUUAGAUUCUUUUUUAUUUAAAAAAUUUUAGAUAAAAGCUUUGAUAAAAAUGCGUAAUAUUUUGUUAAUCAAUUCUCGUCAUUACCCCUCGUUAUUUAGUUUUAGAACUGCUGUUUCUGCUGCUUCUGUUCAAAGUCCAAAUAUUAAGGCAUUUGAAGUUUAUCGUUAUAAUCCAGAAACUCCAGAAGUUAAACCUCAUUUACAGAAAUAUGAUAUUGAUUUGAAUAAAUGUGGACCAAUGGUUUUGGAUGUUUUGAUUAAAAUUAAAAAUGAAAUAGAUCCAACUUUGACAUUUCGUCGUUCAUGCCGUGAAGGGAUUUGUGGUUCUUGCUCUAUGAAUAUAAAUGGAGAAAAUACACUUGCCUGUAUUUGUCAUAUUGAUAAAAAUUCAAAUAAAUCUACAAAGAUUUAUCCACUUCCGCAUAUGUAUGUUGUUAAGGAUUUAGUUCCGGAUAUGACACUUUUCUAUCAACAAUAUGGUUCAGUACAGCCUUGGCUACAAAAGAACAAACCGUUAAAUUUGGGAGAAAAGGAAAUGUAUCAAACAAUUGAUGAGAGAGCUAGUCUUGAUGGUCUUUAUGAAUGUAUUUUGUGUGCCUGUUGCAGUACUUCAUGUCCUUCUUAUUGGUGGAAUCCCGAUAAAUAUUUGGGGCCUGCAGCGCUUCUUCAAUCAUAUAGGUAA
Messenger RNA from Meloidogyne enterolobii, 1046 nucleotides. Lineage: Eukaryota; Metazoa; Nematoda; Chromadorea; Rhabditida; Meloidogynidae. The record is from the annotation of a GenBank genome assembly.